GGCUCUCAGUGGUCAGGCUAUUGCCUGCAGUCGGGAAUUUCAGUCUUUGCCUCUGCCGUUCAUAGACGGUUUCCUGAAGUAGCCACGAUUUGGGCUGUGGUCAGACCAGUCCAGGUUUGCCUGCUUGGAUCUGGGUUUGACUUAGGGCUGCUUUGACGGACUUGCGCUCCAACUGUUUUGGACUCUGGGCGUACUGCUUACGGCUACAGCAUUAGACUGGUUCACUGUUCUGCAGUAUUCGACCCAGUUCGGCUUAGCUGGGUGUCGCUUUUCUGUUGGUCACAAGCACAAAUGCGAACGCUGACUGCGACGCUAAAUGCCCGAGAGCAUCUUGCCUACGCAGCUUCUCGUAGCGCUCUAUUCACCUCGGUUCGACAAAGCCCAGUUCCGUUUGGGGGUGCUCUCCCCCGGCACAAAGACACGCGAAUACUGAAAAGCUCUUCGAGCUCAGAAACAAUCCGCGAGACUUGAGGUAGGCUGUCUCGGUUCUCCUGGGCACCAUUCUGCUGGAGUUCGCGGCUUUGCGCUCAGUGGGCGAUUGACUCGGCUUUACUGGGAUUAUUCUGCAACCCCUCUCUGCACAGGAAGGUGGAGAUUUGGAAAGAUAGAGCACCUCUUCGGGGGUUGCCUGCAGCCACCUGCCAAGACAGGCCACAUACCUAUUUGUCAAAAGGAUUAUCAGGAUGCUUUGGGCUUUAUUUAUUUUCUCAUGAAAUUGGUGUGUAAACUUCUUAGCAGAGUGCAGAAAGGAGUGAAACAGAACAGUCAUGAAGUGUGACUGAGAAGACUGACAAUCUCUGGUGAAGCAUACAGAGAACAGUAGAGGAGAAGAGUGUAUGAAACAGGAAGGCAGAAGCGGCAGUCACACAAACUACACCAAACUGGAGUGUGAAACAGAGAGUCACCUGGAGAUGGCGUCCAAUUUUAAUGACAUCGUCAAACAAGGUUACGUGCGGAUGAGAAGCCGCAAAUUAGGAAUUUAUAGGCGCUGCUGGUUAGUGUUUAAGAAAUCUUCCAGUAAGGGUCCCCGGCGGCUGGAAAAAUACCCUGAUGAAAAGUCGGCCUACAUUCGUGCAUGUCCCAAGGUGACAGAGAUCAGCAACGUUAAGAAUGUGACCAGGUUACCGCGGGACACUAAGAGACAGGCAGUGGCCAUUGUGUUCACUGAUGACACAUCUCGCACCUUCACAUGUGAAUCAGAGCUGGAGGCAGAAGAAUGGUACAAGAUCCUUUCCAUUGAAUGCCUAGGUGCCCGUCUUAAUGAUAUUAGUCUGGGAGAGCCAGAUCUCCUGGCUGCUGGAAUGCAAUGUGAACAUACAGGUACAGAGAGAUUCAACGUGUUCCUGCUUCCCUGCCCCAACCUUGACAUCUAUGGAGAGUGCAUGAUGCAAAUCACUCAUGAGAAUAUCUACCUUUGGGACAUUCACAACCCUCGCACCAAGCUGGUGACAUGGCCAUUAUGUUCUCUGCGACGUUAUGGUCGAGAUGCAACUAGGUUCACCUUUGAAGCUGGAAGGAUGUGUGACAGUGGAGAAGGACUGUACACAUUUCAGACACGAGAGGGUGAACAGAUUUAUCAGAGGGUACAUUCAGCUACACUAGCCAUCGCUGAGCAACACAAGAGAGUCCUGAUGGAAAUGGAAAAGAAUGCCAGACUAUUAUCCAAAGGCUCAGAGGCAGGAUCAUACCCAUGUACCCCUACUGCAAUUUUACCACGAAGUGCCUUCUGGCACCAUAUCACAGGCUCACAGAGCGGAGCAGAUGGCACCAACAGUGAUCUCUACCCAGAUUCCCAGGCUGGCUCAGAGACAGAUCUGCUUCCCAGCAGCUUACCACCAGAUCCUAGCAGCAGUGCUUUUAUGGAACAUCAUCAUGGAGUGUUACCCAGUUAUCCUGACCAGUGACAAACUGUUUGCUCCUGGAUUCCUUCAAAUGUAGCCUGCUUACCUCUGCCUGGAUUGGUCUGCUUACAUGUACCCUACUUAAUCCACUGAAACCAAGGGAGUCAGUCCACCUGGAUUUUCAGCAGAGAGAAGAAGAAAGAAAGAAAGGAAGAAGGGGAAGCAGGCCCAUGAAUUCUGCAGGACUUGUCUUUUAGAUAAAGAGACGUUUCUGAAAAAGCAUCUUUGCCAUAGAAGGAAAGGCAGGUUUUGAGGCACACUGCAUGUUGGAAACAGGAUGUAAUGCUCAGGGUGAGAGAGAGGGGCAAACAUAUGCUGGUGAAGACUCGCGAUGUAUGCAAGACGUCUAGCUAAAAAGCAUUUUCCGUGCUUUUUUUUAAACU
Molecule: messenger RNA, 2284 nt
Organism: Polypterus senegalus (gray bichir)
Lineage: Eukaryota; Metazoa; Chordata; Cladistia; Polypteriformes; Polypteridae
Gene: dok4
Product: docking protein 4
Exons: 10
Coding region: 837-1904 (355 amino acids)
Biological process (GO): cell surface receptor protein tyrosine kinase signaling pathway; positive regulation of MAPK cascade
Cellular component (GO): cytoplasm
Source: RefSeq, a predicted model, not a curated record